Parnassius apollo (apollo) is the source of this 525-nucleotide messenger RNA. The record is from the annotation of a GenBank genome assembly. Lineage: Eukaryota; Metazoa; Arthropoda; Insecta; Lepidoptera; Papilionidae.
AUGGACUUUCUUCAUUGGAAUUUUCGUCAUGAACCAUUCGAGGCUCGAACUUUAAAAGAGAAGAAUCCCAUAAAACCAUCAACAAUUACUACAAAAUUAAAAGGCGUGGGGAAAAAUAUAAAGAAAAUGGGGAAGAAACUGAAGAAGAAACACAAUCACAUAGGUAAAAUGAAGAAAUGCAUCUUAAAACUAUACAAGAAGAAUAAAAAACAUAAACAUAUUAUGAUGAAGAGUAAAUACAUACUUCCAUUACUCUUAGGAUUAUUCGCUGUUAAAAGUCUGUUCACAUCAAUUGCAUUAAAGGCUCUCACUUUUAUAUCUGUUAAGGGUCUUCUGAUGGGUAUCUUUUCAACCGCGUUGGCAUCAAUUCUCAGCCUCAAGGGUAUAUUAUAUCAUUCAAACCGUAAAGAUGACACCAAAACCCAAGUGGAAAUCAUUCAAAUUCCACCAAAGAAUGAAGAUCACUACUACAAUGAACACUACAGUAGAGGAAACUAUGUACCAAUGGUCAAUAAUCAGCUUUAG